Salvia miltiorrhiza (redroot sage) is the source of this 447-nucleotide messenger RNA. RefSeq lists its product as uncharacterized. The record is from RefSeq and is a predicted model, not a curated record. NCBI's taxonomy places the organism in Eukaryota, Viridiplantae, Streptophyta, Magnoliopsida, Lamiales, Lamiaceae. The transcript has 2 exons. Bases 1 to 447 code for a protein of 148 amino acids. Gene Ontology annotation, molecular function: zinc ion binding.
AUGGAGAAACGGUUUGAUACACGACGAGCAGAAGUUGCAUCUAGGUCACAUGAGUUGAUUGAGCAGGUGGCAUCAAAGUUGCAAGUGGCUAUUGAAGUGGGUCGACAAUUGCUUGUUCGAGGGACGACGACACAUAUGUUUAGUGUUGAAGAUGAUCAUGCAUUCUGCAUUGUUGAUCUUGAAAAUCGAACUUGUGAUUGUGCUCAGUUCGAUCUGGACGAGAUUCUAUGUCGUCAUGCAUGUGCCGUUAUUAGGCGUGCAGGUUUACAAGUCACUGACUUUGAAGGUAAAUAUUUCAAACAGCCCAUAUUGUUGGCCACUUACAUGCCUCCUAUUGUGUCCGUGCCGCAUCCUAUGUAUUGGAAUGUGCCAGAUGAGAUAUCUGCAUAUGUUGUGACGGCCCCGAAUAUCACACGUCACACAAUUCCCAUAUCCUACAAGCUAUAA